Closterium sp. NIES-67 is the source of this 3568-nucleotide messenger RNA. The record is from the annotation of a GenBank genome assembly. NCBI's taxonomy places the organism in Eukaryota, Viridiplantae, Streptophyta, Zygnematophyceae, Desmidiales, Closteriaceae.
UUCGAAAUGCCGCUCUGCGUCGCUCCGAGUUGUCCUGCUUUGCUCCCUAGUCAAGCACAGCAGCUUGUGCUGAGCUGUGGCUCGGAUCACGAUUUGCAGAGCCAGCAUGACAUAAGGCGCAUCUUCGUUCGGUGUCGUCUUUCUUAGUCCGGACCGCGAGCACGCGCCUAGAUCGCAGCACAACCGCAUGCGACGUCGCUCAUCCCCGCAUGUCUUGUUGCAACAGUACAGCGCGUGCGCAAGUCGUGUUCCUGUCCAGAAAUCCGCCAUCCCCUCACCAGCGUCCUCCUCGUCAUUCUGGUCUGUCCGUUGUGCAUUGCCCGUUUGCCUCACCUUGCAAAUGCAACGCACCGUCAUCAUCAACUUGGUCCGCGACUCGACUCAUCAUCAACAACAGAUGGAGGGAAGGAACGAAUGGAAGGGAAAGGGGAAGGUGAAGGGGAGUGAUUGAUGCCCCCUUCAGAGUCCAGUCAAGACAGCCUCCGAGUCCUCCUCCUGACUGACUGUGCUCCUGUCUAGUGACCUCCCUCAUCCCUCCCCUCAUCGCGGCUCACACGCGCCAAUCAGAUGUCCUUUCUUUGAUCCUUUCCUCCCUGACUGUCAGAAGGAGUGUGGUGUAGAGUGUACGUUGUUCCGUGACUCCCGUGACCUGCUCCCGCGUCGCUGCUCAUCUCCUCGCAGAAAGGAAAGGACCCGCCCACCCACUUUUCCCGUGCGCGUCGUUGUUGCCCCCAACCACCACGUGUGCUCUGGCCCAGCCUCCCCCUCCUCCCUUUCGCUCUCCCCUCCCCUCACAAUGAUACCGGUGCGCGCUUUUUGCGCUUUUGCGCUUUACUUGAUCUUUUCAUCCUCCCUCUCUCCCCUUCCCGAGUCGCUCGCGGGUCUACCCUGCUUCUUUUUCACUCUGCGCAACAACAGACACCCCCCCCCCCUGCUAGACCUUUUCCCCAGCCUGAUACCUCAGCAGCAGCCCUUGAUCCUAGUCACGUUUCCCCAUGCUUCAUAUCAGUAUCCACCGCGUCCUCCUCUCCUCUCAACAACGGGCGCCCCUCCCCUCGUGCUGGACUGUCCCCUCCCGCAACCAUGUGGUCCUGGUUCCUUAGACACAAUACAUAAGGUUGCGGCAGACAAAAGCUUGCGGGAGACAUAAGCUUGCGGGAGACAAAAGCUUGCUUGCACAUACCGCGUUGCGAAGCUAUUUCUGUCGCUUUGAGACUGCGCGACGACACAUACCGAUAGAAUCGGCGCGUUGCGAAGGCCUGCCGCUGUGCCUCGCUUGCUUGCUCCUGCUUCUACUAGCCCUUCGCUGCGGCACCAGCGCCAGCACAUCGACAUCGCUAGUAACGACUGCGACGCGGGAUCACGCGUGUCGUUAACCGCGUGUCGUUAAACGCGGGUCGUUGUACGCGGGUCGUUAAACGAGGGUCGUUGGACGCGAGUGCUGAGGGAAGACAGCGGGACGAGAAGAUGACGGAUCGCCGAUUACAUGACGAGGCCAAGUGCCGAAACCGACGGCCCAGAUUCACGGAUCUCCCCGCGGAGCUGGUGGAGGCGGUACUGCGCCGCUGCCUGCAGUCAUCAUCAUGCUCGCCGCGCCAAUACGCCGACACGCUCCUCGUUUGCUCCCAGUUUUGCGACAUAGGCAUGUCACCCGCGAUUUUACGCAUCCUGCCUCCCUCGGUGCUGCUGCCGCACAUUGAGAGCUGGAGCCACUGCAAUCUGCAUUUUCUGCGAAGCUGCGCGGCUGCCGGGAACGCAGAAGCCAUGUUUAUUCUUGGCAUGAUCUACACCAACAGUAUCAACGAUCCUAACACGGGCUCGGCGCUCCUGACUCGCGCAGCCAGGGAGGGACAUGUGGCAGCACUCCACUCGCUGGCGAUCUUCCAUCUGAACCGAGGCGAUGAGAUGCCCAAGAGGGGAUGUUCCCAUGCCAGCACCGGCAAUGGUCAGACACAUGUUACUGGUAACCAGGUCGACCACCACAACGCCGCCCGUGGCAGCAGCAGCAACAGCGCAAUCUCUACCGAUAGUACCAGUCUUCAAAGUGUUGGGAGGAGAACUCCCAGUGGUAGCAGCAACAGCAGCACUCGCAUCAUCAGCAACAGCAUCAGUGGCACCGCCCAUGGCUUCAACAACAUUAGUGUGUUGUCGCCACCGUCGCACCUCCCUCAGUCAUCAUUGUCACCACCAUCAUCACCAUCAUCACCAUCAUCGCCAUCACCAUCAUCACCAUCAUCACCAUCAUCGCCAUCACCAUCAUCACCAUCAUCAUCAUCACCAUCAUCACCAUCAUCACCAUCAUCACCAUCGUCCUUGCUAGCACCACCUUCCACCCGCGUUGCGCUGCAGCUCCUCUUGAGGGCGGCGCAGCGGGGCCACGUGGCGUCGCUGGUGGAGCUGGCGUAUUGCGUGCAGGACGGGGUGGGCGUGCGCCGCAACGAACGCAUGGCCCGCAUGCUGCUCGCCCGCGCCAGUGCCCUGCAGCUGCAGCAGCUGCAGCAAGCGCAGGAGCAUCAGAAAGUGCGGCAAAGGCAGCUGCAUCAAGUGGUGCAAGUGCAGCAAGUGCCGCAAGUGCAACAGCAUCGGAGACUGCAGCAAAACAAUAUGGGAGAGCAGCAGCAGCAGCGGAAGCAGCAGCAGCAGCAGCAUCAGCAGCCGGAGGAGGCAUGGCAGCAGCAAGAAGAGAUGGGGAGGUUGCUGUGUGGGGCUGGGGAGUGUGCACUGAGACACUCACAUGAUGCGAAGCCUCAGGUGAAAGCUCAGGCACUACUAGCGAGAACGACACCAAUGCACGAAUCAGCACUGCCGCCCAGCUCAGUAGCAGCAGCGCAAGUGCCACAAAACUCUACAGCUACGACGGCGGCAGCGGCAGCAGAAGCAGCAGCAGCAGCAGUAUUACCCACCCCACCACCAGCAGCACGGCCGCAGCAGCUGUGGCUGCCCGUGCCACGCCAUCCCAUCCACACCUUCCUGCGGCGAUGGCAAGAGGAGCAGGAGAUGGUGGCACGGGCGAAGCUGCAGCAAACGCAGCAAAUGCAACAGAUGCAACGGAUGCAACAGAUGCAGCAUGUGCAGCAGGUGCAACAGAUACAGCAUCUGCUGGAAAUGCAGCUGCAUGUGUGGCACACAGCAGAAAAAGAUGGCGAGGAAGGUGAGGUGGAUGGGGAAGGAGAGAUGUGUGACCUGCAGCGUGAGUCUCAAGAUUCGUCUUGGCCCACGACGACAACUCACCUGCACCAUCUGCUGUUGCAACAGCAGCAGUUGGCCCUAACCUUAACCAACCAGCAGCAACAACAGCACCAGCAGCAGCAGCAGCAGCAGCAGCUUCUGAGCGCACCGCAAGCGUGUGGCAAUGAGGAGUGCGGGAGGAGGGAGGCGAGGCCAGGGUGCUUCAGACGAUGUGUGGGGUGCCGCAUUGCCUACUGCUCUAGAAGCUGCCAGCUGGAGGAAUGGGCGAGAACACAAGGGACUCUGGCAGAUAUAGUGUACCGUAUUGAUUUGGCAUGAUGUUACACAAUGCGUAUUAAUGUAUUGCAUUAUUUUUGCUAAACAAAAGCUGUACAACAGC